Molecule: messenger RNA, 651 nt
Organism: Emiliania huxleyi CCMP1516
Lineage: Eukaryota; Haptophyta; Isochrysidales; Noelaerhabdaceae
Exons: 6
Coding region: 1-651 (216 amino acids)
Source: RefSeq, a predicted model, not a curated record
AUGUGCGCCGCCGGCGCAGAGUGCGCCGUAUACGUUUGCAGAAGUGCGCCGGCGACGGCGCAGAAGUGCGCCGGCGACGGCGCAAAAGCGGCCGCGUAUGAGACAGCGCUGAAAUCUCAAAACCUGAAUCGGGGUCUCGACUGCAAUCUCGGCAUCGACUUUGUUCCAGGAUACUCGCAGCCUGAGCCCUUCGAGGGUGUCGAGCUGCUGUCGAGGGGGGUGUCGAGGGGUGUCGAGGGUGUCGAGGGUGUCGAGGGUGUCGAGCGGGAGGCGGCGCGGCACGCCGACGAGCUGCUGGCGGAGGUCGAGGCGGAGAAGCGCGCCAAGGGCAAGAAGGGCAAGAAGAAGAAGAAGGGCGGAGGGGCGGGCGCGGCUGGGCCGUCGCAGGAGGCGAAGGGGGGUGCCGAGGCGCCGUUGGAGGCAGCCGAGGCCGCAAAGAAGGCCGAGGAGGAGAGAAUGAUCAGGCUCCUCGAGAAGUGUCACGAGGAGAGGAUCCGCGAGGCCGACUCGGCGCUUGAGGGGCGCGAGACGGAGCUGCAGGCGGCGAUAGGCGCUGCAGAGGCGACGGGAACUGCUGCGGGCGCGGCGAGGGCCAGGGCGGACGCUGCCAGGGAGGCUGCGGAUGCGGCCCAAAGCGAUGCCGUUGCAUAG